AUGCUGACCUCCAUACAGCUGACCGUGCUCCUUUCCCUAACGAUCAUCGACUUGAAUGUGGCGGAGAACAUUUUCCACAAUCGAGAUCACUCCGAUGUAGAAAUGCCUUCAACCCAUCAGGCCGAGCGCAUCACUGAUAAGGAGACUGCCGAGCAAUUUCUCUCCAAAUAUGGAUUCUUAAAGCCAGUAAACUGGGAGGAAGUCCAAUCUGAGGAGACAAACCUGUGGUCUAGUGAUGACUUUCCGGUCACGUCUGUUCUCCAAGAGGGUAGUUCCACAUCAAGAUCAGGGCGCAGUGACAGUCUUUUUGAGCCUCCAGAAUUCAUCGUUGCCCUAAAAGAGUUUCAACGGGUGUCAGGCCUGCCUGUCACAGGUGUGUUUGACGACGCCACCAAAACAGCUAUGAACAAACCCCGAUGUGGAGUUCCCGACAAAAUGGACCUGAAUUCCACUGCUGACCAUAACUCAACCUCUCCGGCACUUUGGAACGACACCACCAUUACUAACGAAACAGAAAGUGAGAUGUUCGACUUUGGUGUUUUGAAUGGAACUGCUCAGGACAACCAACACGAACCCGAGGGGUUAGGACCAAUACGAAAAAAGCGAGACUUGGCUGCCUUAGUGCACGGGAGGAGGCACAGAAGAGAUGUGAUGGAAAUGGGGCACGUGGCAUUUUCCAAAACGGUUCUGAAGUGGAGGCUAAUUGGUGAGGGGUACAGCAGCCAGCUCUCUGUGGAUGACCAGAGGUACAUUUUCAGACUGGCCUUCAGGAUGUGGAGUGAGGUGUCGCCGCUAGAGUUUCUGGAAGACCAAAGCUCUCCUCUGGAGGACAUUGACAUCAGGUUGGGAUUUGGUACAGGCCGACACCUAGGCUGCACACAGAGAUUCGAUGGCGCGGGGCGUGAGUUCGCUCAUGCGUGGUUCCUUGGAGACAUCCACUUUGACGAUGAUGAACAUUUUACCGCUCCCAACACUGGCAACGGGAUCAGCCUCCUCAAAGUUGCUGUACAUGAGAUUGGUCACGUUCUCGGUCUGCCGCAUAUCUACAGAACUGGUUCCAUCAUGCAACCCAGUUAUCUCCCUCAGGAGGCCACUUUUGAGCUUGACUGGAUGGACAGGAGAGCAAUUCAGCACCUCUAUGGAGGCUGUAAGGGUCAUUUUAGUACAGUGUUUGACUGGAUCAGGAAGGAGAGGACGCAAUACGGGGAAGUUGUGGUCCGUUUCAACACCUACUUCAUGCGCGACAGCUGGUACUGGCUGUAUGAGAACCGUAACAACCGUACCAGAUACGGCGAUCCAGUGGCAGUCCAAGUGGGAUGGCAUGGCAUACCAAGCGGUGGUGUGGACGCCCAUGUCCAUGUGUGGACCCGCAACACAGAUGCUGUGUACUUUUUUAAAGGAACUCAGUAUUGGCGAUAUGAUGGUGAAAACGAUCAAGUGUUCACCAUGGAUCCAGACACAGGGCACCGUUACCCUCGUCUCAUCUCUGAGGGGUUCUCGGGUGUAUCCGGUCCAAUCGACACUGCCUUCUUUGACCGCAGAGACUCUCAUAUCUACUUCUUCAGAGGCACUGAUGUGUACAAAUUUGACAUCAGGGCUAACAGGUUGGCAGCUGGUUUCCCCAAAAAAAUCACAGAGAUUUUUCCUGCAGUGAUCCCUGGCAACCAUCCAAAGGGUAACCUGGAUGCAGCUUAUUUCUCGUAUUUGCACAACUCCAUCUUCCUGCUGAAGGGCACCAGCUACUGGAGAGUGGCAGGAAUGAGAGAUCGCUUGCGUAGACUAUCGCUUCCCUACAACGCACUGAUGCCACAGAGGGAGGUGGACCAACAGUGGUUUGACAUCUGUAACGUGCAUGCCAGUGCCUUGAGGAUAGCUCGCAGAUGA
Molecule: messenger RNA, 1884 nt
Organism: Chanos chanos (milkfish)
Lineage: Eukaryota; Metazoa; Chordata; Actinopteri; Gonorynchiformes; Chanidae
Gene: mmp21
Product: matrix metallopeptidase 21
Exons: 7
Coding region: 1-1884 (627 amino acids)
Biological process (GO): collagen catabolic process; extracellular matrix organization; proteolysis
Cellular component (GO): extracellular matrix
Molecular function (GO): metalloendopeptidase activity; zinc ion binding
Source: RefSeq, a predicted model, not a curated record